Molecule: messenger RNA, 1476 nt
Organism: Pseudogymnoascus destructans
Lineage: Eukaryota; Fungi; Ascomycota; Leotiomycetes; Thelebolales; Thelebolaceae
Exons: 2
Coding region: 1-1476 (491 amino acids)
Molecular function (GO): protein binding
Source: RefSeq, a predicted model, not a curated record
AUGUCGACACCCGACCCCUCCUCCCCCUUCGCCUCCCCCUUCGCCUCCCCCUUCGCCUCCCCCACCAGCGCCGCUCCAGCGCCAGCGCCCGCGCCCGCUCCAGCAGUGCGGAAACCGCUAUUCAAGAACCGGAACCGGGGUGGUGCAGCGGCGGCGACGACGACGGAUGCGAUUGGCUUUUUCUCGCGGGCGAAGGAUGUUUUCGCUGAGAAUGUGGAGGUGCAGCGACGGGAGAGGGAGAGGGAGCGGGAGAGGGAAAGGGAAAGGGAGAGGGAGGUGCAAAGGGAGAUGGAGGUGGAGAGGGUGAGGGAGCUGGAAAGGGCGAGGAGGGAGAAGAGGGAGAGGGUUGUUGGCGGGGAGGUGGGGGGUGGGGAGGGAGGUGAGGAGGUGGAUAGUGAGAAUGAGAGGAGGAGGAAGAGGAGUGGCAGUGAGGACAGAAGCAACACACCAGCUGGAGAAUCCGAGUACGGCGACGAAGAAGCACCGAUAGAGAGAGAGGGCAGCACACACCCCACCUACGGCAACUCCGUCGCCUCACCAGGCCCAAGCCAACGAAACACACGAAGUCAAGCACAGAUAAUCUCUCUCAGCUCCGACGACGAAGACGAUAAACCCGCCCCCUCACCCCGUCCAACCUACCCCUCCGCCUUCUCCUCUCCACCGCCCAAACCCGUCUCCACCAACCCGGAGCCAAUCGCCAUCCCCUCUUCUCCACCCGCCAACCCCCCUUCAGACGACGACGAACUGUACGCCGACCUCAUCGCUGCCGCGCGUCGCCAACCAGCCACCACAGCAGCCGCACCCUCUAACGCCCCCGACCCAACACUCACGAUCCUCAUCACCUCGCCCCUCCCUAACACCACCCCCCUUCUCAUCCGGCGUCGCCUCUCCCAGCGUCUAAAGGACGUGCGUCUAGCGUGGUGCCAAAGGCAGCCUCCCCACGCCGGCACAGCUGCAACUAGUAUCUUCCUUACUUACCGCGGGCUGAGAGUGUGGGAUACUAGUACGUGCGGGAGUAUGGGGGUGAAGAUUAGUCGCGCGGGUGGUGUGCUUGAUGAUGGCGGGGGAGGGGAGGCAGGGGACGUGCAUCUUGAAGCUUGGACGAGGGAGGCGUUUGAGGCGUACAAGGCUGCUGAGGAAGCAAAGGCGCGGAAUGCGCAUCUUGGUCUCGAGAAUGACAACAAUGGUAUUAGUGGCGGCUCAGCAACUGAGACAGCGCCAUCGCAACAACAGCCGCAAGAGGAGAAACUUCGGAUUAUCCUGCGGGCGAAGGAUAUGCCAGAGGUGAAGUUGAGGGUUAAAGCCACGACGAAGAUAGCAGAUCUCGUGGCUGCGUUUCGGGCGCAGAGGGAGGCGGAGGUGGGGGGGAGGAGCGUGGAGUUGUGGUUUGAUGGUGAUAGGAUGGAGGAGGAUGAUUGUGUGGGGGAUGCGGAUUUGGAGGAUUUGAGUGGGGUGGAUGUUGUGGUUAGGUUGUAG